AUGGAGAAGCAGCCUUUGCCAACUGACGAUGACAAUAUAGGAACCUUGGAGCCAGAGAUCAAUGGCUAUGCUGGUGAGGAGAGCCAGCAGGGCUUCCCUGAGCCUGCCGCUCGAGCAGGAUGGAACAGUAAAAUAGAGUAUUUUUUGGCUCAGGUGGGAUUCAGUGUUGGGCUCGGCAACGUCUGGAGGUUUCCAUAUUUGUGCCAUCAAAAUGGAGGAGGAGCUUUUCUCUUCCUGUAUGUGCUGCUGAUGCUGGUUGUGGGCAUACCCUUGUUCUUCCUGGAGCUGGCAGCCGGUCAGGCCAUCCGACAGGGCAGCAUUGGAGUGUGGAAGUACAUCUCCCCCAAGCUCGCAGGGAUUGGCUACUCCAGCUGUGUAGUUUGUUUUUUUGUGGCUCUCUACUACAACGUGAUCCUUGCAUGGAGUCUUUUCUAUCUUGGGAACUCGUUCCAGUACCCUUUACCUUGGGAACAUUGUCCAACACUGGGAAAUGUAACAGUGAAAGAAUGCAAAAAGAGCUCCCCCACAUCGUAUUUCUGGUACCGCCAAGCUUUGGAUAUCACAGACUCUAUAGAUGAGACAGGCUCUUUCAACCCUUACAUUACCUGCUGUCUGCUGGCAGCCUGGACCAUUGUGUGCCUGGGAAUGUUCAAGGGUAUCAAGUCCUCCGUCAAGGUGAUGUAUUUCUCCUCCAUCUUCCCCUACGUGGUUCUGUUCUGCUUCCUUGUCCGAGGACUCCUGCUGGAUGGGGCCUUAGAGGGAAUCUCCUACAUGUUCUACCCCAAGCUAGAAAUUUGGGCAGAUGUGCAGGUGUGGCGGCAGGCAGCCACACAGGUCUUCUUUGCCUUGGGUCUUGGCUUUGGGUCCAUUAUCGCCUACUCCUCCUACAAUCCCAAGAACAACAACUGCCACCGUGAUGCCUUCACUGUCUCUGCUAUAAACUUCUUCACAUCUGUGCUGGCCACUCUAGUGGUGUUUGCUGUGCUCGGCUUCCAUGCCAAAGGAAAGGUUGUAGAAUGUGUAGCCAGUAAUGUGAAGGAGUUAACAGAGCAGCUUCGCAUGGGUUAUGUUGACACGAACAUGUUGCCAGGCUUCAACUAUUCUGAUCCCAGUUCUGUGGCUAUAGAGGACUACAGUGCCUGGUUUAAACAGUACGGAAAUAAGGUCCCUGGCAAUUUAACAGAGUGUGACCUGGAAAAAGAGAUGCAGAAGGGUGUAGAGGGCACAGGCCUAGCUUUUAUUGCCUUCACAGAGGCCAUGUCACUACUGCCUGCAAGCCCCUUCUGGUCAGCACUCUUCUUCCUCAUGCUGCUCAACUUAGGACUCAGCACCAUGUUUGGCACUAUGGAGGGCAUCCUCGCCCCACUCACCGACCGCUUCAAAACUCUGGCCAACAACAAGAUCAAGCUCACAAUUUUCAGCUGCAUCAUUGGCUUUCUAAUUGGCCUGCUCUUCACCCAGCGUUGUGGGAACUACUUUGUGAUGAUGUUUGAUGAUUACUCUGCCACUCUGCCCCUCAUCAUUGUGGUGGUUUUUGAGACCUUUAGUGUGUCCUGGCUGUAUGGAGCUGACAGGUUCCUGGACGACAUUGAGGCAAUGCUGGGCUGGCGUCCCAGUGUGAUUUACAAGUACCUGUGGAAAUACAUCUGCCUUCUUGCGAUGCUGGGACUGCUGGGUGCCACCAUCAUUCGCAUGUUUAUCACACGCCCUACUUAUAUGGCAUGGAACCAAGAGAAGGCUUCUGAGGAGCACCUCGAGUACCCUGGCUGGGCUCUGGCUGUUUUGGCUAUACUGAUUAUAUUUGCCAUGAUGCCAGUCCCAGUGGCCUUGAUCCACGCUGUUCUGCAGGACAGACUACAGCAAACACAGAGAGAAACAGAGAUUGGUCAGUACAGUAUUGUUAACACUGAUGACAGGUGUGAAACCUUAAUGACUGACAUGUCAGAGCUGGGCCAAAGGAGCGGGGCCGCUGCUUCCUCUUCCUAAACAUUGGACAUGAUGUUACACAGUGGGAAAUGACAAUAUGGACUCAAAAUGUCACUGUGCCAUGCACAGUACGAUUAUCUGUCAGCUUUUAGUGCAGCUGUAGCACAGAGAGAAGUUGAAAUGUGUGCUUAAUAUAGUUUUUAUUCUUUUUACUUAAAUUAAGUCCAAACAUAUCCAAACAUAUCUACUGUUCCAACAAGUACAACUUUUAAAAAGUGCAUAAUAUGGAAAAUAUGGAACAAAUAAUUUAUUGCUGUGUGGUAACUAAAAGGUAGAAUUUCCAGCAACUGAUUGAUUGUUACAGAGUUGUUGUCCAAAUGAACCAAAAACAAUAUUCCUUAGUUUUCAGUACAAGCUACAGACAUCGUUGGAGGCAUUAUGCUUUCGAGUUGUCUGUCCGUCUGCUUGGACUGAAGGAUGAACUGAUUAAAAUUUGGUUGCCAAUUGUUGUCAUGUGACUCACAAAAUGCAUUUUUGGCCAAAACUCAAGAAUUGAUGACCAUGUUUCACCUCCCCGUCCAUUUUUUGGUAAUGAACCGGUAGAUUCCAGAUGUUGCACACAUGUUGACUGGGACGACACAAUGAGUAAACAAUAACUAGCAGAGCAGGGGCAUUCUUUCAUCUGGUCCCUUCUGCCUUUCACUUCCUGUCUCAUUCGGACCAUUGAGCGUCAUUGGAAUCACGUGAAUGCAAACAAGGUAUUUGAGCAUGCCAGCUUAUUGAGAUCAUCCUGAGCGAGGAUGUAAACUGCAACAUGACCGGUUGGCAGAGGCAUCCAACUGCAGGGUGGUAAUUCUAGGUUUGUAUGAAUAGUUCACUUGUCCAUUUUUGGUAAAAUAUCCUACGUUUUUAUUGGUCUUUUUCCACUUUUAUAAAAGCAUGCUCGUGUGAGAUGCACCUCAUAAUUUCCAGUUAUUCAAAACCAUCAACUUUUUACUUCUGUUUUGUUGAGGACAGAAUUACAGCUGGCCACUGUUCAGAGUCUCUUAACAUGUCUUUUUACCUUAAUAAUGAACUCUUAACUUAGUUUUUACAGCACAGUAAAUUAAAAAAAUGUUAUGAAAAUUGUUUUAGAUUGUGAGUUAGGAUUUGAGUUACAACAAAAAAAACUGAGCCUGAGUUAAAACAGGGAAAUGAUGGCAUUGUGAGACUGUUACAUCAAGAGAGAUUCAAGUAUGUUGAAUUAGGUACAGCUUUUGGGUUCAGUAUUAAUUUCAUUCACUACACAGAAGCCAUCUAACCAUGUUUGCAGGUCUAAAAACACCUGAGUCAUAGGUCGCUGUCUUACUUCUUCAGUUUAAUAUUACUGGAUGUUUUGCAGGUACAUUGUGUAGCUACAUUAUUCAUGCAUAUAUGUUUACAUGCUCUGGUCAAACCAACCUGAACUCCCAACAGCUGUGUACACUAUUUGAGCAUUCAUCUUUUGGCUCUGUUUUACAGUGAUUAUUUUCACACACCAUUUUUCUUUUUAUUGGUAAAAAAAUAUGAUCGCGUACUGAAUGUGCAAGUUUCCAUCAUCCUGUCAUGUUGUUUAGUUUUUUUUAAAAAUUGGGUUUAGGAGGAGACUAGUUGUUUAACAGGCUAGACAAAGUAUCACUCAAAGUACUCUUUAUUUCAGAUUAAGGUGCAGUAUGUGAUGUAAUUAAGGUGUUUAUAUUGUAAAAUAAUGUUUUUUUAGACUUAACUGCUUGAUAAUUAGUUGCCAUUUUCCUGAAAUUAAAGGUGUAGUUUUUUUUUACAUUUUCAGUGGGUUAUUAUCUACAUGAAUUGACUGUGAAUGCUGUUGAAUAUUAAUUGAAUAAAACUAAGGCUGUGUUUGAAAACACAUACUGUGCCGGUCCCAGUGGCUAACAUACUGCCUACUACGCACUCACUCAGAAUGUACUGCCUUCUAAAUGAACAAUUUAGUUGCCAGCAGACUGUUACACAGUCUAAAGAAAGGCAAUACAUUUUGGGGCAGCUUUGUAUGUUCAGUAAACUCACAACACAUACUUUCUUGCUAAUUUAGAAUACAUCCGGGUAUUUCUCAUGUACACAAAUCCACCUGCUGUGCAGUUAGAACACACUACAUGCUUAAUUUGACAUCAUACUGAGUAUGAAUAGUACGUUCGUAUCGAACAGUCUGCGGUUAGUAUGCGAUUCCAAACACAGCCUUCAGAUUUGAUGAGGCUGAUUGAAUAAAAGAAUAAAAGCACUUAGCAAGUUUAUCAUUUUAAAAAUACAUUUAUUUUGUCAGAUUCAGUUUUUAGUAUAUGUAGUCUGUACGAGUGUAUGCAGUGGAUGUUGUGGAAAAUGUAAUAUAAUGCUUUUGCAAUGUAAUAUAUUUUUGCUAUUUCAUUAAAUUUUCUUUCAGCACUACAGUAGUAAUGAAAUCAUGCUUGAAAUAUAGCAUAAACUUUCAAUUUGGAACAUUGCUUGGACCUUCAUCCAACAAGGUAUUAAAUAUUGACUUGUUUUAUAGUUUUCUAUAUUUACAUUUUCAGAAAGUGAUAUUGAGAGUGCAUUUUCUUUAGAAAAAGGGACACUGAAUGCACAUCUGAAUACAAACUUUAUUUUGUAAGAAUGAAUGAGAGUGCAAGUACAACUGAAGCCUUUUCCUCCAUCCUACCUUCCAGUAUAAAUUUGUUAAAUGCUAUAUAUUGUUAUUUGUUGUAUCUUCUCAUCUGUCAUAUAACAUUGCAUGGUAUGUACAGUAUAGCUGGCUGGUGAUUGUUGUAUCACUUCAGUGUUUUGCAUGCAUGACAGUUGUUGGUAAAUUUUUAAUGAGGCCAGCUCUAAAGCAGAAAUUAAGCAGGUAUUUAGUGGGCAAGUGACAAUGAGACACAGAAAUUUGAUCCACAUGUGCUAUAACAUUGGAUGUAUGAGGUCAAUUCAACACCUUCUAUGCUGUCAAGAAGUAACAAAUGUAUUUAGUCAGAUACAGAUUGAAUGUCAUUCAUAUUCAGUUGACACAGCUCAGGCAACUACUCCCUCAGAUAAUGCCGUUUUCUUUCCGUUAUUUACUUUACACUCAGUUUUCUAGUAUUUGUCACAGAGCGUCCACACUGAAGCAUUUGGUGGCUACAUCACUUAUGUAAAAGCACAGAGAGGCUGCCAGUUUUGUGCUGUUGUCCAUUUGCACCAUUAUAUGACUGGGAAAGCUGAAGCUGGUAGAUGUCCAGACUUCUACCAGGGUAAACAGCUGUAUACGAAGACAACAUGUAGUGGCAUGAGCAAUGAUCUGCUUUUCUUACUGGUCUGUGAUUGUAUGAACAUAUUCUGCCUGUUUCUUCCCAGCUCUAACUCCCUGUAUGUAGAUAUCAGUUUGUGUCUUAAUGUUUCUAUAGACAUCUAACAGCUCGUGUUUAUAGAAUAAGCGCAGGUGGCCUGAAACCUGUUGUUCAAGGCUAUCAGGACCUGCGUUAUGACUGCUUGCCACAGUGAACAGUUAGUAUGUCCUUGUAUUUGCUUCAUAUUUAUCAGUCCUUGAGCCGUUUCCUUGCCAGGAAGUGCAGAUUAUGGUCAAGGGACAUUCCGCCCUACAGUGUUUCAAAACCAGCCAGGUCAAAGGAUCAAAUACCAGACUGUUAUGGUGACUAGCAAGACAAUGUAGAUCUCUAUUUCCAGACUGUUCAUUAACGCCGGAGAAUAACGAGUAGAGUAAAAUUUAAUGAAUUAUGUACAAAUCUAAAACAAAAGGCAUACCUAGAUAUAUAUACAACAUGAAUUUCACAAGCUUUGUUGAGAGACUGUCAGGACACUGUAUUCUGUUAUUGUUCAUAUUUCAAUUUUAAAAAAAUGUUUGUAAUUCUACAUCUUAUGCUAUAGUUGUUCUUUGUUUUUGCAUAAUAGAUGUGUAAGCCAGUUGCAUGAGAUUUAAGCAGUACAUUUAUGUGUCAGCAGGGAGCUCUGUUGCACUGAUGUCAGAGUUUUUCUUUGCUGAACGCCAUCAUGUUACAUACAGUAGGUUGUGUGACCUCUGCAAACACAUUUAAGUUCUUAUUUGGUUUGUCUUUUUUGUAUAAGAUGGAUCUUUCUGUAAUAUCACAUCAUUUGUCUUUUAAAAGACCUAAAUAAAAACAUUGGUUUCACUGGUUAUGAGCAAA
Micropterus salmoides (largemouth bass) is the source of this 6071-nucleotide messenger RNA. RefSeq names its product sodium-dependent neutral amino acid transporter B(0)AT2-like. Gene Ontology annotation, cellular component: membrane. Bases 1 to 1986 code for a protein of 661 amino acids. Lineage: Eukaryota; Metazoa; Chordata; Actinopteri; Centrarchiformes; Centrarchidae. Gene Ontology annotation, biological process: sodium ion transmembrane transport. The transcript has 11 exons. The record is from RefSeq and is a predicted model, not a curated record.